GGGGGAUCGGCUCUCGCUAGCUGCUUUGGCCUCCUUUCUUCUAAUUCCUUCCUUGCUCCCGGGCGGUGGCGCGCGCUCGCCCGCCCGCCAUCCCCGGCUAUACCGCCCAUCUCAUUAAUAGGCGUCUCACCUGGCCAGCUCCGCCGGCCCCCGCUACGCUCCCUUGACCCGGGAGGCUUUGACUGUGGCCAGCGGAGCGGGUAGGGCCGCUGGCAAGGCGGGGGCCCCGAGAUGUUCGCCCGGGACAUCCGCUGACACAAGCGAGGGGUCUCUAAAGCCCUGGAAAUGCCGUCAAUGAAGCCGAAGGCGGAAGGGGCGCCGCUUGCCCGACCCCGCGCGCUGAGACGCGGGGCUUUAAGCAAACCACCACAAACCGCCAAACCGCACGUGGCUCCUGGUGGGAGCCGGCCUGAAGACCUGCCAAAAGCCGCCCCCCGUUAGCAGCGCCCUGGCUGGAGCUGCGAUGGUAGCCGGUGCAAGGGAAAGAGGCGGCGCGCCGGCGUGCAAAGCAAGGCGCUGCGGGGCAUGAACGCAAGGGCAGCGGAGGGUUACGGAGUGGGUGACAGCUGCAACGCGAGAGCCGGGGAGAAAGGCAGAAAGAAAACUGCUAGCUUGGCAGAAGACGGGCUUUUUUCUCCUCCUGCAGCGGCUCGCGUGUCUUGCUGUGCUUGAGUAGGGAGGGGGCAUUUAAGGACUGUCAAACCGCCCAGGAGCUGGAGGGAAAGGAGGGAUCUAGAAACCGUCAAAUCGAUCCGAGAGUUAGCCUGCUCGGGGCACUUAGAAACUGUCAAAUGUCCUAGAAAUGAGAAUGAAAGGGAUGUGGAGAGAGAGACUCUCGGGGGACGAAGAGGAAGCUCUUAACAUGCCUAAAGUGGACAAGCAGGGAAGUGCCAGGUGGAUCGGAACGAGGGGUGAGGGCGGGGAGGGGGGGGGAGAGAAGUCUGCAGCGACGUCGCUUCUCUCUCUCGAGCUCCAGCGACGCUUAAAUGGCAAUCUCUCCACUCCGCGCCGCCGUGACCAGCCUUCACGUCGAAUCCCCCAGGCACACGCGCCACCCCUCCCCAUUUAUUGAUCCGAGCGCCCCUUCCCUUCCGAGGGGCAUUAUUAAAACCUCGAUCCACCGCACGGGAAGGUAAGGAGAAGGAGACGGGGGCAGUGGCUUUGGAAAGGGGACUUUGUUUCUUUAAGGGGCUGUCAGAUUCCGCCUCCCCCCGCCCCCCGCCCCCCUCAGCGCCCCCUCCCCUCCUGGCUUCAAAGAGAGCUGCCUGCGUUGAAAAGGUUUGACACGGAGACGAGCGAGGCUGGACUGUUUCGCGGUGACCCAAGAGGAGCGCGCAGAACUCCGCUCUCCUGCUCUCUCGCGGUUCCCCCUUUGGUGACAGCCCUUUUGCCCGGAGAUCUUUUGUUGCCUUCGCAGCCAAUCAAGGCUUUUUACGACACAGUUCAGUUGGGAUAUAAAAGGAGAGUCCUUCUUUCUCUCUCCCCCCCCGUCUUCUCCUUCCCCCAACCAGCAAGUCACCCAUCAUCGCCAACCCCAAAGAACUUCUCGCUCGCCCCAGCAGCAGCGCCCACCACCGCCAAGCCCCCAGCAGCUGCAGCCCCUCAUCCCCAGGCCAAAGCAGAGGGCUUUUUUGUUUGCAAGAGAAAGGACCCGGGUUCGGUGAGGGCGGGGGGGCGGGGGAAGAGCAGCUCGCCAAGCAUGCUGGUGCCCAAGGCUCCUGUUUUCCUGGGCUUCCUGGUUCUGGCUUUGGAGAUCUGUGCAGGGGAGCCCGUGGAGCGAGGGGCGGAUAAAGCGCCCACGGCGGGAGUCCCGCCGGUGACAGAGGCAGAGGACCAGGGCUGCCCGGUGUGCAUGUGGCGGAAGCACAGCAAAGAAAUGAGGCUGGAAAGCAUCAAAUCGCAGAUACUCAGCAAGCUGAGGCUGAAAGAGGCGCCCAACAUCACCCGGGAGGUGGUGAAUCAGUUGUUGCCCAAAGCGCCUCCCUUACAGCAGAUCUUGGACUUGCACGACUUCCAGGGGGACUCUUUCCAGCACGACGACUAUCUGGAGGAAGACGAGUACCAUGCCACCACGGAGACUGUCAUCAGCAUGGCCCAAGAAACGGACCCUGUGGUACAGAUUGAAGGUAACCCACACUGUUGUUUCUUCAACUUCAGCCCCAAGAUCAUGUUCACCAAGGUAGUAAAGGCACAACUGUGGGUAUACCUGCGGCCUGUUCAGCAUACCUCCACAGUCUACCUACAGAUCCUACGCCUCAAGCCAGUGACAGAGGAUGGUAGCCGCCACAUCCGCAUCCGCUCACUCAAGAUUGACCUGAAUUCUCGCAUAGGCCAUUGGCAGAGCAUUGACUUCAAGCAUGUGCUGCAGAACUGGUUCAAGCAGCCUCAGAACAACUGGGGUAUCGAGAUCAAUGCUUUUGAUCCCAAUGGCAAUGACCUGGCCGUCACCUCUCUUGGGCCUGGCGCUGAAGGCCUGCACCCCUUCAUGGAGCUGCGUGUGCUGGAGAACAACAAACGGUCCCGGCGGAACCUGGGACUAGACUGCGAUGAGCACUCAACUGAGUCCCGCUGCUGCCGUUACCCGCUGACUGUGGACUUUGAGGCCUUCGGCUGGGAUUGGAUUAUCGCUCCCAAGCGGUACAAAGCCAACUAUUGUUCAGGCCAGUGCGAGUAUAUGUUCAUGCAGAAAUAUCCUCAUACCCAUCUGGUGCAGCAGGCCAAUCCCCGGGGCUCAGCAGGGCCUUGCUGCACACCCACCAAGAUGUCCCCCAUCAACAUGCUAUACUUUAAUGACAAACAGCAGAUAAUCUAUGGCAAAAUCCCUGGCAUGGUUGUUGACAGGUGUGGAUGCUCUUAAGCCCCCUGCUUGUCCUUUCACUCCUUUCUAUUGAUUCCCCUGGAUUCCUGCUUUGAUUAUGUACCCUGACACUGAUGAAUCCAUUCCUUAGCAUUUUAAAACAUUUUAAAGAGAAAAUAAUUGUGGGAAAAGAACAAGAUGGAUAGAACUGAAAAUCUCUGAAGUGACAUCAUGCACUGUGCAAUAAUCAAAACAGACGUCACGUUACUGGAGAGUGAAUGAGUUGGCUUGGAUCAAUACUUUCCUCGCUGAGGCAGAUCUGAAAUGAGCAUUCUUCUCUUUUCCUCCAAAACGCUUUGAACCAUAAUUGCUCAAGCUUUACUUUUACUGGUGUUCUUUUUCUUCCCAACUCUCUUGCUCUCUCGAUCUGCGAGCAAAAUGAUUAUAAAGUGAAAAAGUUCAUCAGAAAGAGAGAGGCUCUUCAACCAGUUUACAAACAGUGAAAGCUUCCUAGAUUGUGAUUGUUAAGUUAAAUAAAAUGUUGUAUGGAGCUAUAGAGAUAAGAGGCAAAAAAGAGGUAAAUAUUUUCUAUUAAGAUGAAGAAAGACAGAGGAAGGAACCAGCCAGCUUGGGGAAUAUUUGGCAUUUUGUUUUUUGGGGGGAGGGGGAAUAUGGUGUGGGAAUUUGAGGGUUGCUGAACCUGCCUGCCUUUUGUGAGACAGAUCCCUAAAGAGAUAGGAGAACCCCCAGAGAAAUGGAAACUGAAAUCCACUUGCAAUGCUCUUCUGUGUUGCAUGGUUAUAAGGUGUGGUGAUGGAGUUGGAGGUACAGCCUGUAAACUUAAUCCAAUUCUACCUGCCUUGGAUGCAAGUCCAACUCUUUAGUUUCAGUAUCUCUCAUACAGACUGACAAUAUCUGCUCCAAGAGUGAAUAUUCUUCAGUAUCCCUCAUGCAGACUGAUAUUUGCUCCAAGAGUGAAUAUUCUUCAGUGUCCUUGUUUUUAGAAAAGUAUGAAUCCAACUCAGUGAAUUCAAAGUUGCCCUUAGCUUACAGUGUAUCUACUCUAAGUCCCUAUUUGAAAUAGUGGGGAAAGGACCAGGGGGAGAGUUUUGUCCAUGACAAAGGACCUCUAUUUCCUUUUUCUCCUCUGGUAUAAUUUGCAUUAUACCAAGGAGGGUUUCCUCACUUACAGAGUAGGAGUCUCUCAAAGACGCCAUAAGGGGAUCUCUUAUCAAAGAUACAGUAGAGGAGGAGAUAAAUUGAUUUUAUUUACUUAUUCAUUCGCACCACAGAGCUUUACUUUAAGCACAAUUUUUGCCUAAUGCUUCAAUUAUGAAAACACACACACACAUGCAUGUAAAUAUGAUAGAGUUGUUCUUUGCUAACUGCAGAUUUGAAUUAGACCCAUCAAUUUGAUAUGGCUACUUGCAAGAUUUUUUUAAUGGCUAGUGCAGGAAUGGAGAACCUGUGUCCCUCUGAAUGUUGGACUACUGGCCAUGUUGGCUGAUGGAAUGUGAAGUUGUUGAACAUUUGGAGGGUCACAACUUCCUAAUAUUUCUAUUGUACAAAUGUAGCUUUACUUAACAAUUUGGGCUAAUGACUUCUUGAUGUUAGGCAGUAACACAGCAGUGCUUGAUUUUUUUUAUUUUUAAAUGCACUUAUGUAGAUCCUUACACCAUUGCCAGCCUUCCAUGAAACUGCAGUAAACUUCCUUCCCCUAACCCAGAAACAUAGUGCAAUUCUGCUUCUACUACAGGAGGCAACAAAAUCUUGGAUAAUAUAGGAAAACUAAACAUUAACUCACAAAAAGUGGAGAAAUAGCCUCUAAUUAGUAUGCCACAGAAUGAAUGAAUUUAAUCCAGAGUUGGUAUUACUCUUCCCCCACCCCCUACCCCAGUAUAUAGAACCUCAGAUGGGAGAUAAUUGCUCUUUAGAUGAUGGAACAGUAACUGCACAUUGAAAAUUUAGCAAAUGUCAUAUCUGAACCUAUGAUUUCUAGGUUUAGAAAUAGGCAUAUAAGGGAUGGAUCAGAUAGGAUUCCUGCUGGAGUCUCUACAUUGAUGAUGUCUCUAGCAAGCUGUAAGUUGCAAGAUAAUGUCCAAUUUGUUGUAAAUCUAGUUAUUGCUGGCCUCCCUCUGACAGCCUUUGGGAAGAUGCUGGGUUAGAAUGGAUUCCACAUACAUGGUCCACAAUCCUUAGAUUAGAUAAAAGUAGAAGAAGCUCUUAUGGUGAAUAUAAGGGCCUAGUGAUUGUGGUGUUACCUAUGUUGGCUGUAAAUAUGGAGUCAAGGUAUUGAUUCCAGUGUGGAUUUUCUGUGCAAGUGAAAAAUGCUGCAACCUUGAAUCCAACCAGCAACGCAUUAGUUGGUGGUUCAAAUUCCAGAAAUCUUUGCUGUUAGCUACUUUAGUUCAACUAUUCCAUGUUGAAUUUCCACCUGUGGUUGGGACAAAACUUUGAAUCUAGUUUGUAUGGGAAAAACUCAUUUGUUCAAUUAAGACUGUCAGGAGCCAAGUUAUAGACGGAAGGAGCAAUUGUUCUCAAAGGCUGAAGCACUUAAAUGAGAUGGCAUGUAUGGUGAAUUUUGUUCUUGCAGAAGCAUUUCGGUAUUCCUCUACAUUCAAAUAGGGAAAAUGUCAGGUAAAGAACCAUUGAGUAAGUGAUGCUAGAUUAAUUGUGGCAUUUGUGAAGUAGACCUAUGGACAUCUGUAAGGGACAUCUAUGGAUUAUAUUCAUGCAAGGAUUUGCUGCUGCAGACUGUUCAUACUAUUACUAUAUCUGAGGUGCAGAAUUUGCAGUUGCUUAUUGAAAUAGGAAAAAAAGAGAAAAGCAACUGAGAAGUCCUUCUGAAAUAGCAAUAUCUUUUUGCACCAAAGUGGAACAGUCAGGCUCAGACUACUCAUACCAUUGUGGCGUCUUUACUUCCCUUUUGCUAUUUUCAUGACAGUAUGAAAUCAGAAUCCCUGUUUCUCCAGAGUUCAGCUGUUCCUGCUGCUUUAGGGCUUGUUUCUCCACUUCUCUGCUUGGGCUGUCUAGUGAGCUGCUGUGUGGCAUGAUGCAACCCUUCAGAAAUUCCUGUCAUGGGUCUGGACCCCGGGUGUGGGGUGAUGGACUGGAGGGGGGUCUGUAGCAGACCUGGAGCCAAGUGUUUGUUCAAAGUUUUCAGCAAGACUAUUUUGAGCCAACCAUAAGCUUGUUUGCCAGGAUUACAGCUGUUCUGUUACACUAAAGCAAUUUAAACUAUACCAUUUGACUUCUCCUGAAGUUGCUUUUUCAGAGAUGUUCUGAUUAUGGAUAUGAUAGGUGUCAUUAAAUGGGGAAGAAGAGUCGGAUAUGACCAUCAGAAACUAAUUCACCCUACAAAAGAUGGCCUUUCCAAAUCUAGCACUUAUUGUAAAAGAGUUAAGCUGUGAAUCUAAGCACUCAGAUGAAUUCCUGUAUGGAUAAACUUAGCUCCUUUUGUAGGUGAAUACAUAUUGAAUAUUUGCUGUACUGAUCUGAAGUUACUGAGUACCAGACCAGUGGGCAACCUUUAGACAAAGGCAUAGAUGAAGACUUGGAUGAAGAUGCAUAGGAUGAGAUGCUGUGGUAAAUCUUAACUCCAUAUCCCACUCUACCCUGUUGCUGGGGUGUUCAACACUGUCCUAGCUGAGCAGAACCUUAGCACUUCUCAUGGGUUUAAACCCUAAAUUCCAGAAAAGGGAAGAGUCCCUAUCUCAAAUUGCACAGAGAACAGCUCUCUUUUUGCGCUAUACUGCCCCCUCUAGCACUUAUAGACUGAAGCGCUUCAUCCUUUUUCAAAGCACUGAAACAUGCCUUUUCAGUGUCAUGAACAUAUGCGAAAUUACACUAACUUAUUUAUCAUUUGUUGCAAAUGAAUUGGCUGAGGUAUAUAUGGCAUAACAGCUCUGCAAAUGGAAGUCUAUAAGUGGAUUUAAGCUGGGAAUCCCUGAGCCCUCAAUGGUUGGAGUUGCCUUGAUUUUUUCAUGUUAUCUCCAGGUUCCACAGCUUUGUAAGUUCCCAAUAUGCUGUAUUUGUCACCUCCAUUCCCUUUUUCUGCAGCUUGUGUUUUUGGUAGACAGUUAGGCCCAUAAAGAUUAAAAGCUACAAUAGAAACAAAAUUAUGAAGAUUCUUUCAUAGUGUGCCACCGGGCUUCACAAAAGAGAGUACCAGAAACAUGAAGGACACAAACCUCCUAAUUUCAUAUUAGUAUAUUUAGCAAUAAAAAGCUGGGGAAGAGGUGAAGAUAUUCUUAGUGUGAGAUUUAUCUAACAAAAAUAUGUCCCAGCAAACUGACAUUACUUGAAUCGGUAUUUUUAUUAAUGGGGAAUCUGAGCAGUUGCUACAUAAUGAUGUAGAACAAUGCCAUUAUUUUUUCUCUAGUUCCUGUCCUCUUAUAAAGAGAAAACAAAAGAAAAUAAAUCUCUAACUGUUGUGAUUGAUCAGAACAGCUGUCUCUGAAAAGCUGUAGAGAAUCCGGUACUUGAAGAGGUGUGACCUGUCCUUUCAAUCCAAUGGAAAGUGAUAAUAGUUUUAGAUGCCACAAUUCAUUUGUUCUUUCUCUUUCUCUGAAUGAUACAAUUGCUGUGAGUCUCUAUGCCAGAUGCGAAGAAGAUACUUGUUCAGUAGUACUUUAAUCCAGCACAGUUAUCUCCAUUUCAUGCUUCUCUGGUUUCUUUUGGAAAACAUUUACCCUCAUAGGAUCUUUCCCUGAAUUGGGAAAGAGAAAAAGACCAGAUGGUUGAAAGAAAUGUGAGAUGGGAUUCCUUGAUUGAUGUCAUUGACUUUAUCAUGUGAUCUUCAGGGGAUGCCACUUCUUUGUGUAAAAGCAGGAUAUAUACACCACAUGGAUCAGUUUGUGAAUUAGGUAGCUAAUGCCCUCCAACAGAGAUUGGUGAAGAGUCACAGAAAAAGGAAAUUACUUCUCCUUAACAGUUCAAUUUUAGAAUAAAUAACCAGACACAAGUCUUUAGUUCAUUCCUUAACACAAAUAACAUUGAUAUUCUCCUUCUUCUAACAUUAGCUGAAAAACUGUUGUUCUUACUAGUCCCUCCCACCCCACAGUUAGCACUUAGGAAUGUAAAUACAACUGGGUUCUUCAACACUGCUACUGUCACCAUCCAUUAUGGCAACAAGGACAAUCUGACAAUCAGAACAGUGCUGAUGGGCCCAUUUUCUUAACAGAUUCAGCAGGAGGACUGUACAUGCACUCUGCUCAGUCUAACAGACCUGAUGUACUUGAGCUGUGAAAAUCCAAGUCAUUCACAAAGGCAACAGCAUACUCUACUACUUUUCCUCUAGAACAGUGCAAAUAUACAUCAUGAACAAGGUGUUGUAUCUUCCAGCUAGCUGAGUUAUUGAUAUUCUACACAUGUAUAACACCAGAUUUGAUAAAGAAUUAGGGGGUUUGUUUGAGAAAGUCAGCAUUAAUUCUUGUCCAAAGGAAUCAACUUUCAUGUUUGUGCUCUAAAAUUUAAAAGUAUACAGAUAGUAUCUGCUGAACCUUAGAAAGCAAAAAGGGUCUUGUAUCCAUCUUACUGUGUUCAGGAGGCAAAUAGCAUCCUGUUUGUUACAACUCAUGUCCCCUAGUUCCUUGCCUCUCCACUUCUGAAAGUACAAAAGUAGUAGAGUAUGAAUCAAAAAUUCAGUUGCAGUGGUCACUUCAUUGCUUUUAUGCUAUGCAUAUAAAUGCUAUGAAUUUAUUGUUCUCUAUUUAGAAGGACUCAUGUUAGAAGCUGAAAAGUGGGAAGUGUAUACGAGAGAGAUUUGAGGUUAGCAGUGUCAUACUCUAAGACCAUUAUACUAAGCACUAUUCUAUAAAAACAGAAUGCUGCAAAUGGUUUGUUUUAAAAUCAGUAAGCAGGCUUGAGUUUCUAGGAAUGAAACCAGAAUGCUUGAACUGAAAAAGGAAUUUGACAAAUAAUCAAGUUAUGUAGAUUAAUGUUAGCCUGUGAUAGGAAUAUCAUGAAACAGUAUGACAUGCCACAGCAGUGAGGAUUAUUUCCUCACCAAGCUAUGAAAAUGCAGAAUCUCCAUUCAGUGAGGUGAGGGCCAUCUCAUAAAUAUGUUCCACAAAAAACAACCCUUCACAACACCCAGUUCUACAUCUGCCAAGAUCAGCCAGGGCUUAUUUUGUUAUGUUUUCAGAUUGAUCUUGCUUUAAGAUGGAGAUGCUCUUAGAUGACCUGCUAUGGCAUAGAGCCACAUACUUUGCAAUACACAAUCCUUCCCUGUUGGAGACACAGAGGAGGGAAGUGUAUGACAAAGCUAUUUUAAUUAAAUAUAAUUUCCUGUUGGUGGCUUUGCUCAGCUGUAGGGAGGGGGUGGAGGGAUAUAUACAUGUCAUUGCAGAAAACUGAGACGAUCAUGAUCAAAUUGGAUCCCUGGGAGUUGGACUUCUUCCAAUGGGACAUCUCCAAAUGGGUAUUUUUGAAUGCAGUCUAGCUCUCCAAAAAAAUAAUUCAGAGCUGUGUCUUGCUUGUAUAUUCAGUAGGGGAAACAGAAUAAAUUUCUGAAUCUGUUAUAACAGCAGACAUUCAAAAUAAUGAAACAGCUGAAGUUUAGGCUUAAGUCACAGAGUAUGCAAUUAAUUAAUGGAACCUACUGUACUGGGCUAAUGUGAUUACAAGUAACUCAUUAAAUAGCAGUGCAUGGCAGAAACUGUGGUCAGUAGAGAUCCUUGACUAAUAGCAUAGGAUAUGAAGAAAAUCCUCUCCAGUUAUUGUUUUGUCAUCAAGGCCAGUUCAUUGUACUUUGGUUAAUGUGUACCUCAUUAAUAUAGAGUAUCUAGAUAUUAAAGAGAAUUUAGAGUGAAGGAGAAGUCAUUCUCUUUAAAUCUUUCAUCUUCACAUGCAAGUCCAGUAGAACAAAUGCUAUUAGGAAUUAUUUUGAGAGACUUGCAACCUGAUCCUAUGGAUGCUUACUCAGAAGUAUGGCCUGCUAUGUUCAGUUAUGCUUACAUGGGAAGGCGUGCGCUUAGGACUGCAACAAUGCAGUUGAUUCUGUAGUACAAAAAUAUCCCUGUAUAUACGCGUCCAUCUUUCCCUGUUAAACACUAACGUAGCCCAUCAGUAUGUAUGAUAUACCAUACAACUGGGCAGGUCUCUCCUGAAACAUGGGUCCUUUCUUUCUGGGAUUUGGGUGGUUUGAUUCCCCACCCCACCCCUCCUACUGCCCAAUGGUGCUAAACUGGAAAGAUAAAUCCAAUUCACUUGCUACUAGUGGCCCCUUUGAUGGGACAAUACGUGGUUUUGGGUAAUUUGACUCACAAAAGGCAGGCAGGCAUGGUUAUUUUUGGAUGUAUGUUUGUAAAUAUCAGUCCUGCAAGUAUAUUAUUAUUAACUUUUUGUUGAUAUUAUUGUGCAUGAAUGUCAUAGAGGGGUGUGUGUGUGCGUGUGUGCCUGUGCCUGUGCCUGUGCGUGUGUGUGUGUGUGUGUGUGUGUGAAAUGAAGAAUUGAGUUUGAGGGUGAUAGUGACACAGGCGAAGUAUUUUUUAAAUCACAUGACCAAAAGGCCAUUCACUGGUCAAGAUUGUUUUUGUUUGUUUGUUUGUUUUGAUCACAUGACCAAACACAGCACUUGAACAACAAAAUGUAAAAAUAUAUUAAAAAAUUAAAAUAUAAAAAAUAAAGAGUUCAGAGCUUUUCACUCCAGUUCUGCAGCUGGGACAUGCAUAGCUGUCAUUUCAAUCUUUCCAGAUGGAAACCCAUUGGCUGUCUUAAAUUGAUUGCUAAUGAGGAGAAACUGGGAUUCCGAGGGGAAAGCUAAUGCCAUUACAGCAUGUGUUGUGCCAUAUAGUAAUUUUAGUUGCCUAAAAUGUGCAAGUUGGUUUUAGGUCCAUGGCUGAUGUUAAUCAACAAGGCCUUCUGUUGUGCUUGGGGAGUGUGUCCAUUCACACUUCCCACCAUCAUCCU
This is a messenger RNA of Rhineura floridana, 10708 nucleotides long. RefSeq names its product growth differentiation factor 11 (gene GDF11). Gene Ontology annotation, cellular component: extracellular region. The record is from RefSeq and is a predicted model, not a curated record. The transcript is spliced from 3 exons. Gene Ontology annotation, molecular function: growth factor activity; cytokine activity. Gene Ontology annotation, biological process: SMAD protein signal transduction. NCBI's taxonomy places the organism in Eukaryota, Metazoa, Chordata, Lepidosauria, Squamata, Rhineuridae. Bases 1700 to 2857 code for a protein of 385 amino acids.